Molecule: messenger RNA, 1045 nt
Organism: Harmonia axyridis
Lineage: Eukaryota; Metazoa; Arthropoda; Insecta; Coleoptera; Coccinellidae
Exons: 5
Coding region: 261-929 (222 amino acids)
Source: RefSeq, a predicted model, not a curated record
UUCGCUAACAAUUCAAUUAUCGUUACAAUUUACGAAUCUGCCUCUAAUAUACCGUAAAUAACUGCAAUAGUUAGACAUCUAACAAACUUGCAUAAUUUGUGAAAAAGGUUGUAUAACAUAACCGCAAUGAACAAACUGCUCCCGUGGCCCAUUCAAACAAUAGUAUAAAAUAGAGCUGAGAAGAUAAUGCAGACAGUAAAGAGUGAUACGUUUUGUGAAGCACUGUAAGAAAAACUGCAAAAAGAAUUUUUCCAAUCAUUAUGUGUCAAACAUUAAGAAUGCCCUUAGUGUUGUUUCUCGCGUUUGGCGUCCUGAUCCCCAUGGCUGAACUGAGGCCUUCCAUGGAAGGAGAAUUGAUGACACUGAGCGCAGCAGAUACAGCUGUUGUAGAAUCGACAGUCAGGGAAGUGCGACAAGCGGUUCCUUCACAUAUAGGGGAUCUUCUUCAGCCAGAUACAAAGUCAGCCUAUCUAGAAACAUUCGGCGACAACGACGAUGAGAAGGGUUAUCAUACAAGUAAAAAAGACAAGGGACAAGAUGGAUACAAAAACCACGAGGAGUAUCACAAGAAAGAUAGCGACAGCUACGGUUUCGAAAAACACACGGAGUUUGGCAAAGAAGAAAAAGGAGGAAAAUCCAGCAAACAACGGUCCAGCAAAGGAACUCAGGGUGCUCCGUCCCAUACAAGCUAUAAAGUAGUGGAGAAUGUAGAUGGGGAUAAAAAAAGAGCAUUCGAAGACUACGAGGGUGGUCAUUAUGCCGAUGGAUACCAUGGUGGAGAAUCCGAAGGAUACACUGAAUAUGAAGGUGAUUCAGGACACUUGGAAAGUGAAGGUGAUGGUGACUCUGGAGCCUACACUGCUGAAGAAUCUGAUGGUGAAUCGGAAGCAUACACUGCAGAUGAAGAGGCCGAAGAAGAAGAUUAUUAGUUGGAUAAAAUGAAUAUAAUGUCUUCAUUAGUAAUUAUGUGCAUAUAAUAGCCCUGUCUCCUAUUAUGAGAAAAUUUCACUAUUGUGAAGAACUGACAAUCAGAUUUGUAACUGAG